CUUCCGUGCCAGCAGAUGUCAGUAUUAGAAAUAUCGCCGCCCACCUGGUUUGUCUUGAACUUUGACCCUUAAAUAACCUUCAUUGGUGUACAUGUGUGAAAACAGAAGCGACACGCUGUCCGAGGGACCUGUAUAAUAUUAUAAAAUGGCUAAGUAUCUUGCACAGAUCAUAGUGAUGGGAGCACAGGUGGUGGGACGUGCGUUUGCUCGUGCUUUGAAGCAAGAAUAUGCAGCCAGUCAAGCAGCAGCGCAGGCCAGGAGCCGUAAUGGUCAGCAGUCUGCUGCAGCCUCUAGCAUCACUGGAAUGAGCCUGCAAGAGGCGCAGCAAAUCCUCAAUGUCUCCACACUCACCCCAGAGGAGAUUCAGAAGAACUACGAGCACCUUUUUAAAGUCAAUGACAAGUCAGUGGGCGGUUCUUUUUACCUGCAAUCAAAAGUGGUGCGGGCGAAAGAGCGUCUAGACGAGGAACUAAGUAUUCAGACAAAAAACCAGCAGUCACAGCAGAAUAUGGAAACAUGAAGUAUGAAAUGAUGCUCUCCCUGUCUUUCCUCUCCCCAUCCUCUGUAAAUUAUAACCCAAUAAAAGCCUUCUGUUUUUUUUUA
Siniperca chuatsi (mandarin fish) is the source of this 603-nucleotide messenger RNA. It is a transcript of the gene pam16, whose product is annotated as presequence translocase associated motor 16. The transcript is spliced from 5 exons. The record is from RefSeq and is a predicted model, not a curated record. Lineage: Eukaryota; Metazoa; Chordata; Actinopteri; Centrarchiformes; Sinipercidae. Gene Ontology annotation, biological process: protein import into mitochondrial matrix. Gene Ontology annotation, cellular component: TIM23 mitochondrial import inner membrane translocase complex. Bases 146 to 520 code for a protein of 124 amino acids.